AUGAAGCUGAUUAAGCUUGGAAAUGAGAGUGAGGAGUGUCUGAACAGUGACAUAAUCUUUGAUAUUCUGUCACGGAUUCCUGCUUCGCCGUUGCUUGGUAUGAAGUGCGUUUCGAAAAGAUGGCAAACAAUUAUUUCAAACCGUUCAUUCAUCAAAGCUCAACUUCAGAAAGCAGAGCUUGUUUUGGAUGGUUUCAUUGUUCAAGAUGGGAAUAUGUUAAGCAAACAGGAUGUUAAAACUGUUAGUUACAUUCCGGUUGAGUCGAAAAACGAGGAGGCUCCAGUAGUUCACCAGAAGGUUUUCAGUUUUCUUCCUGAAGAGGUUCUUGUUUUGGGGUCGUGUAAGGGGAUUGUAUGCUGUCGUAGCCGUUUUCCGUCUCCGAAUCCAAUGUUGUAUCUCUGUAAUCCUUUGAUCAGAAACUGGAUUCAAUUGAAGUGCCCUAUUCGAUGUGACGUAACGGAUAGUAUAGCACUUGUUUUUGAUUUUGAGCCAUCCGAUUUCAAAUUGGUAAGGUUGAAACGCUUUGAGAAGAUCAACUAUGAGGAAGUGUGGGAGGAGGGAGAGGGAUCGGAAUCGGAAGAGGGAUCGUUCUUCUUUACAUUUGAAUUGUACUCAUCAGAAACAAAAACAUGGAGGAAAUCGGCUGAGACAUGCGAUUGUAAUCACGAUUUGAUUAAAAACAAAGGUUUAUACAUUGGAGGUGUCUUACAUUGGCUGACAGAAGGUGAUAAAAUCAUCACCUUUAAUGUUGAAAAGGAGCUGUGUUUGUUGAUUUCAGUACCUGUUCCCGCAUCGGAGUUUAGGUCUGUCCCUGAAGCUUGUAUCGGAGAACACGAAGGAAAACUUCAUUAUGUUCAGAUAUCAGAAAAAGGUCUUCAUGUCUGGUAUCUUGAUACUCUUGAAGAUUAUUUUGAGUUUAACUGGAUACUCAAGCAUUUCAAGAGUUUGGAGGAUUUUGAACAAGAACAUCCACGCCGCUUUGUGAAUUUAAAGAAGAGAGUGUUGGCGCGAGUGAUUGAGGAUACAAAUCCUUGGAUGAGCCCUCUUGGUUUCCAAGACGGGAAAUCGCUGAUCAAAGUGUCUUCAGAGCUUUAUAUCUAUGACAUGAAGAGUGGAAAGACAACUCAUGCGUGUUCGUAUCUACAACUCAACCCACAAUCCAUGUCGCCUUCUACAGUAUUUCCUCAUUCCUUGACCCUGGUUUCCCUAAAUGAUGCUUAG
Molecule: messenger RNA, 1221 nt
Organism: Lathyrus sativus (Indian pea)
Lineage: Eukaryota; Viridiplantae; Streptophyta; Magnoliopsida; Fabales; Fabaceae
Source: the annotation of a GenBank genome assembly